AUGGUUCAAGUCGGGGAGGCAGGCGUCGCUUUGACCAAAGCCGCCAUGGAGACGUGGAUGCUCAAUUUCAACAACAACGCAGCUGAGAAGCACGACCUUCUGGCGGCCGACGUGCGCCUGACGCAUAUGUCGCAAGUGACCGAUGCGCCUGAAACUCGUGACGGGAAGGCUGAAGUGAUAGACUUCUUCCGCGACUUCGAAAAUGCCACUGGGGCUCGAGAGUUCCUUUCCGUGGACGGAGGCGCCUUCAUGAUCGAGAACAAGGGCAAUAACCUCCACCCCCGGAUGGGACUCUUGAUUUUCGAGGUGAACCCCGAAGGCAAGAUCCAAGACAUCAAGAUUUGGGUGGCCUCCCUGCAGGGGGACAGAGACGACUUGAGCGACAGCGGCCUGACUAGCGUCGCGCCGUCGCUACUGGACUCACGCGGAGAGGGGGCCUCGGUUUCGGGCGCGACUGAGCCUGCUGUGUGCCAGCAAUCCGGCAGCCGACCAUCGCUGCAGCAGAUGCAGCGGUUCAACGCGUCGGUUGAAAAGGUGAAAGCGCUGGACCUGGAUGCUGUCGUGGCAGUUCUCGUGAAGAAGGACGGCUACUCGCCCACGAAGGCAGCAGAGCUCGCGGAGGAAUACCGCAAGUACCUGGCCCUGGUGAGCAUCGGUCUCAGCCCCGUGCCGUCGAAGAAGGUGGAUGAUGCAUGGCACGCCCACAUCCUAAACACCAAAAAGUACCAGGCAGACACCCGCGCUCUGUUGGGCCACUUCCUCCAUCACGAGCCGGCGAACCUUCUCUUGGAGCAGCAGGGCCUCAAAGAGCAGAAAUCGUCCAUGGACAACAUGUUCUUGCGCACCAAGAUGCAGCUCUGCGACUACUAUGGCCGCGUCGAUGAAGCGGCGUGGUCCAAGGAAGACGUUGCUCUUUGCGCUUCUCGCAGUAUGGGCGGUGUUUCCUCGCCUUUCCCCAUGUGCUGCCACGGAAGGAGGGUCUUCAACUUGAUGUCCAAAGGAAGUCUGCGAAGCCGCGUCGAACAAAGGUACGAGCAGAGCACAACCUGCGAGGGCAGGAAGGGGCAGCUUGCGAAGGUGAAGGCUACCCUGAUGAGGGGGAUGCCACCCGGAGUGGAAGCUCCUGGCCCUGGGAACACGGUCUCCUGCGUCGCCCAGGAUGCCCAGGCCAUUGUGACAUCGCCCAGCCAGAGCGGGACGGAACAGACCUGCCUGCCGGAUGCGGUUCCUUCAGCACUCCGGAGAGACCUGCUGGGCGACAGCGCCAGCUACCCCUUAGGUUUGUGGAGUCUGUAUGGCUCGCAGAUGGAGCUGGACACACCAAGCACCAUCUUCAAGAUUCUCGCGGAGGAGGUGCUGGGUUACAACGUCCGUGCCAGCGCACAAGACGUGAGCACUGCCGAGGAGGCCCUCUGGAUGCUAGCGGGCUGCGCUCCGAAUGACCCUGACGGCUGCCAUGGGAGCAGGGAGUACCACGUCACCUUCGGGGUUACCUUUAGCUGGAACGUGUCGGUGGAGUUCGGUCGAGUGCAGCGGCUACAGAUGGGGGGCUUGCUGGAAAACUUGGCCAGCAUGGGAUACCUGGCGCGAUCUGGGAUCUACCUCACAGAAAGCCUCGUGCACUAUGCAGAGUCGUCUCACAGCCGGGCGCUCCUUGACGACUACAGGAGCUAUGAUGCUCUUUACCAUCGACCGCAGCAGUAUUUCGACGACUUGCAGUAUUUCGAUUCCCAGACCCUCCUUGACUGUGCCGACUGGCUUGACCCCGAUCAGGCAGCACUUUGUGAGAACAGGUGGUGGAAAGCACCCAUGUGCAGGGUGAAGAGUAACCUCACUGUCGGCUGCGUUCCGUGCCUGACGGCUACUCUGGGAGGAACCGCCUACCGGGUUGCAGAAGUGAUGCAGAAAGCCGUCGCCCACAGAAUGCCCUUGGCUCUGGGGGUGACGCAGAGCGUCAAAGACCUCCAUGACCUUGUUGUGGCCCAUCGGACUUUAUUCGUCUUCUGGGAGCCAGAUGUCACCUUUCUCUUGCUGCACCCCCGUCGGAUUUCCUUCCCGAAGCACAAUCCUGUGCAGUGGAAGGCGGGUGAUUAUAGUACCGACUCGGAAGCGCAAGACCCACGGAUCGUGGUGAGCAGCGACCUGAUGCGGCUGGCGCCCGACGCCCGGGAGCUACUGCUGAAGAUGAAGUGGUCCUUGCAGGACAUUGACUCCAUGAUGCAACAGGGCGUGGAACAGAAGGUGUCCGCGGAUUCAAAUGGAACCAUUGACAGAGGCGACAUGGGGGACAUGCUGGAGGCGCAGCUGAGCUCCGGACACUGGAUCGCGGACGCUGCUUGGAAAGGCGCUUGCGAGUGGCUUCUGGCAAAAGAGUACAUCUGGAGGACUUGGAUUCCUCAGGCUGACAGCUGUCUUCAUGGCCAAGGCUUGUUUUCGACUUCCGCCGGCUGGCUGGAGGUCCGGCAGGUGGGUGCUGUCUGCCGCCCCUGCGAGCCGGGAUCCCGGUCGCAGAUGAUCACAGACGACACCCAGGUGGACACAGCUGUUUGUCGUCCUUGCGACCCCGGCUACAAACAGCCGUCAUUCUCCGCACUCUCUUGUGGCGAGUGCCCGCGUGGGAGAAUCUCCGACUCAUUCGGGAGCACGGAGUGCAGCAAGUGCCCAAUAGGCUUCUUCCAGAAUCGGACGGGUCAAAGCACCUGCUUGGCCUGCCCAAAGAACAUGGUGACAAGCAUCGAGGGCGCCACCACUGAGUUAGAGUGCAUCUGCAGCGAAGACACGUAUUGGCAGAUGGAGUCAUCGACAUGUGUCCAAUGCCCCCAAGAGUUCAUUUGCAACGGCAGCUUCGCCCCGCCAAUGCAGAGGGCAGGGCACUGGGCAGAAGACCUCGGAGGAGGAGACUACUCGAUCUACUACUGCCGGGACUUGCUCCGCUGCCCGCAGGGAUACCCUGGGCAGUGCCAGGUUGGUCGUACAGGCGUCGCGUGUGCAGAUUGCUACAAGGGCUUUGCCGCCGCCGCCGAUGGAAGCUGCCAGCCUUGUGAUGCAUUGAAGAUGUGGCCGUUUAUCCUCCUGCCGGUUGUGAUCGUGGGGGUGGUGCCGAUCUUGGUUUUUGCGAGCGUCAUGCUCAGCAGAGCCCGGAGAGUGGCCAUCACUGUCUUCGUGGUUUGCCUGGUCUUUGGCCAGCUCGUGGUUUGCUUGCAGUCCCUGGAAGCCAUAUACCAAUUCGACAUUCUCUGGGUGGACCCAGCGAAGGCUGUGCUCUCUUCCUUGGCAAUCUUCAGCCUGGACAUCGAGUUCUCUUGCGUGCUACCUCCGCGAAGCUUCCUGAUGGAGUAUGCCUUUCAGCUGAUGGCUUACCCGAUUGUGCUGGUGUCAACCUUCCUCCUCUGGUACAUGGCACGGUUUACUCGCAAGCGUGUGAGCUUCAGUGCAUUCGUGAACUUGCAUGGAAUUGUGCUGGUGGCAUUGCUAACGGCAAUGUCUUUGAGUGUACUUCGGCCCUUCCAGUGUCGGGAGAACCCGAACGGCUUGGCGACCAUGGUGACCCAAACAGAUGUCGUUUGCUGGACCACUGGAAAACAUGGAGGGCUUGUUGCCUUAGCUGUCGUAGGAGUUCUCGCAUACCCGGUGUCGAUCCUCUCGGCCAUCAGCUUCCUCACAUGGAAGUACCCCAUCUGGCUUCGAUCGUCCAGUGGCCUGGAGGUGCUCGAGCGGUACAAGUUCCUCUUCGGCCGCUUCCGCCCCGAGCGCUACUACUACGGUCUCCUGCUGUCUUGGCACAACCUGGUGGUGGCCCUGAUCCCGGCGGCGCUGGUGUCCGUGCCCGCAUUGCAGGUGGGCAUCAUGGGCAUCGUGGUCUGCGUAAAGCUGACCACGCAGAGUCUGCUUUGGCCCUGGCGUGUCGAUGUGGCCAACUACAAUGACAUGGUGCUCUCUGCGGGCCUUCUGAUCUUGCUGCUUCUGGCGUCACCAUUGUUGAAUCUGAAUGAGCAGAAGGCCAUGGAGUUUGUUGCAGUUCUUCUGGCUUGCGUUAUGUUCAUCUUACCUAUUGCAGCCUUGCUCGCAGCAUCUGCCGCUGUUUGCUUCCGACUUCGCCCGCAAAGCAAGUACUCCAUGUUCCUCUGCCACCACAAGGCGGGCGCCGGGGCCCUCUGCCGCUUCAUCAAGCUCAUCGUGCACAAGUACGGGCGCAUGAACAUCUUCCUGGACUCCGACGAGCUCGACGACCUCGCCCGCAUCUUCGAGAUCGUCAGCUCGGACACCCGCUGCCUGGUGGCGGUGCUCACGCCCGAGCUGCUGCAGCGCAUGUGGUGCGCGGGGGAGCUGACGAGCGCCCGCAAGCACGGAAUCCCCAUCAUCCCGCUCUACUGCGACGGCUACGCCUUCCCCGAUGCGGACAGCAUCAACAACAUCCAGUCCGUGUGGACCGAGGAGCAGCAGUACACCCUCACCAGCCACGGCAUCUCCAUGGAGGACAUCAAGGCCGCCUACAUCCAUAUCCGCACCCUUACCUUUGUUACGCUUCGGCGCUCGGAUCGUCUCGAGGAGCAGGAGCGCGCGGUGCUGCGGUUGAUGUCGGCCGUGUCGCCAGGAAGCGCCGGAGUCGAAGUGCCACCCCAAGGAUCCAUCGCCAACGCUCGCAUCCUCGUCUGCUCCUCCGACGCUGAGCCGGAGUUCGUGUCCACCCGACUCCUCCUGCAGCAGAUGAUCCAGAGGCAUCUGCAGGUUGCGGUCUUCAGCGCGCAGUCGCCGGCUGAUCUCCCAGUCGCGACCAGGGCCACCUUCGUGGUGGUGUUGCUGAGCCGCGGUGUUCUCAAGGACGCCACCUUUGCCAGGCUGGCUGUGGCCAUCCGAAGCGAGAGGAUCGAGUUCGUGCCGGUGAAUGAUGGGUCCUUCCAGUUCCCCUCGCCAGAGUUCUACCGGAAGGUAGAAGGCGGGGACAUCGCCAUCGCGGGACUUUCGGAAGACUCAGGGCCAGCGUUGGCAAAGGCCUACCAGGCCAUCCUCUCCAUCUUGGCUCUCCCCUUCGCUCCGCAUGGAUCUAGUGGGAUCUUGGACAGGCAAGUCAUGCAGAUCUGCCAGCGAUUCGGCAACUUAGAGGACUCGCCGCAGAGAAGGUUCAGCCCUCCGCUCAAGGAAACCAACGCCACGAGCGAGGCUAAAGAUGAGGCCUUUACUCCGUCUCCAGCAUCUGCAGAGACCGACGACAUGAGCUCCAGUGAUGAUGCUCUGUGCGUGUGA
Symbiodinium natans is the source of this 5244-nucleotide messenger RNA. Lineage: Eukaryota; Dinophyceae; Suessiales; Symbiodiniaceae. The record is from the annotation of a GenBank genome assembly.